Messenger RNA from Hirundo rustica (Barn swallow), 2297 nucleotides. RefSeq names its product ST6 N-acetylgalactosaminide alpha-2,6-sialyltransferase 6 (gene ST6GALNAC6). Bases 385 to 1275 code for a protein of 296 amino acids. Gene Ontology annotation, molecular function: alpha-N-acetylgalactosaminide alpha-2,6-sialyltransferase activity. Gene Ontology annotation, biological process: oligosaccharide metabolic process; ganglioside biosynthetic process. The transcript is spliced from 6 exons. NCBI's taxonomy places the organism in Eukaryota, Metazoa, Chordata, Aves, Passeriformes, Hirundinidae. The record is from RefSeq and is a predicted model, not a curated record.
GUUCGCACCCGGGGCCGGGCGGGUUUUCCCUUCCCGGAGGGCGGGAGGGUUCGCAUCCGGGGCUGGGGAACCCCCAGGAGGAAGGGGGCCGGGUCUGAAGGAGCCUUUUCCCGCAGAGCGGCAGCGUGAGCCCCGGCCCGGGCCAUGGCCGAGCCCGCCGGAGGGGCCGGGCAGCGCCCGCCGCCCGCGGGGCGCAGGAGGUGACGGACUCCUCAUGAGAACCCCCACCAGGGGGACCUGGAGACUCAUCCUGUGUACUCCUGAUCCUGUACCCCCACCAGCCCAGCAGCUUGGGGACCACGGGCCAGGCUGGGGGUGACCACAUGCCUUGCAGGUGCUCACGGGACGCCAGCGAUCGCUGUGUGCUGAGGCCGGCACAGAGACAUGAGUGGCAGCGCGAGCCAGCGCGCCGCCGCCCUGGGGGUCCUCUUUGCCCUGAUCAUGUUGCUGAUCAUCUACAGCUCUGGCAACGGGAACGAGGUCUUCCCCUACAGCCGCCUGCGGGGCAGAGCCCGCCGGCCCCCCGACCUCAAGAAGUGGGGGGUGAAAAGCGGGUACCUGCCCGUCUGCGGGAACAAGACCCUGACUGCCCGCUGCCACCAAUGCGUCAUCGUCACCAGCUCCAGCCACCUCCUGGGCACCCACCUGGGCGCGGUCAUCGAUGGGGCUGAGUGCACCAUCCGCAUGAACGAUGCUCCCACCACAGGCUACAAUGCUGAUGUGGGCAAUAAGACCAGCUUCCGCGUGGUGGCCCACUCCAGCCUCUACCGUGUCCUCAAGCGGCCCCAGGAGUUUGUCAACAAGACCCCAGAGACCAUCUUCAUCUUCUGGGGGCCGCCCAUCAAGAUGCAGAAGAGCCUCCUGAAGAUCAUCCAGCGUGUCUGCACCUCGUUCCCCAACAUGACAGCCUACGUUGUCUCCCCUGGCCGCAUGAAGCAGUUUGAUGAUCUGUUUCGGGGAGAGACAGGGAAGGACAGGGAGAAGUCUCGCUCGUGGCUCAGCACUGGCUGGUUCACCAUGGUGAUCGCGGUGGAGCUGUGCGACGCCGUCCACGUCUAUGGCAUGGUGCCACCCAGCUACUGCGGCCGCCACCCCCCACCCCGCCGCCUGCCCUACCACUACUACGAGCCAAAGGGCCCCGACGAGUGCACAACCUACAUCCACAACGAGCGCAGCCGCAGGGGCAACCACCACCGCUUCAUCACGGAGAAGAGAGUCUUUGCCAGCUGGGCCGGCCUCUACAACAUCACCUUCUCCCACCCCACCUGGACCUAGGGGGUGCCCCACACCUGCUGGGCAGACCCCUGGAGCUGGGAUGGAUGGGGGUUCCCCUGCAUCCCCCUGGGAGCAGUGGGAGUCUGGCACCAGGGUGCCACCAGCCGCCUCUCACAGGACGCCUGCUGUUGUGCGCGGUGGCUCCUUGCACCUGGGAUGUAUUGGGUUUUGAGCUGGUUUUUGGGGACCAAGUGGUGAAUGUAAGAUUUGGGGUGUUCCCCCUUCCGUGUGCAGGAUACUUGGGCAUGAUGUCCUGCCCCAUCCUGGUCCACGCACAUUGCAGCCCCUGUGAGCCUGUAAGGGGGUUCCAGGUGCCCUCGGCUCAGUUUUGGUUUGCUCCAGUUCUGGGGUCACCACAGAGACUGUUUCCCCCAACUGUCUGGGUGGGGAGACCCCCUCUUGGAGCUCAGCCCCCUCUGCGAUCCCCAGCCCCCUCAUCCCAGUCCUCAGUCAUCCUUCCCACAGCAGAACCCCACAGUUUUUGGUGGGACCCCAUGGGAUGACAUUGUCAUCCUCCCUGUCCCAGCACCCCAAAAACACCUGCCCCUCCCAGCACCGCUGUGCCCCACACUGCCAAAACCUCUUCUAGCUGAAAGAUGGGAUUUGGGGGUUUUCUGGAGGUUUUGGCUUUUUUUUCUCCCUGCUUCUAAUCCUGUGGUUUAUAUUUGGGUUUCCUGAAUGAAGGAAUGAGCAGGGGCUGCUCAUUAGUGGUAACAAAAGGCCAGCAGCUGACUAUGAACAAUUUGGAAGUGGUCAGGUGGUGAGGGGCAGUGGUGCCUCUUGGCACCUUGUGGCUGGGACAGGACUUUGUUAUUAACGUCUCAGCAGCAGAGAAGUUGAUCUGGGGAAAGCACCUAAAUAUGGUGUGUUUGGGGGCUGAGCCUUGGCAGGAAUCCCUUCCUCAGUUUCCCUCUGGCUGUGGCUGGGGUUUUGGGGGGCUCGGUGCUGGGGGAAGCAGUGGAGCACCCAUGUUUUGUAAUUGUUUGUACAGGAAUAAACAUUGCUGCAGUCUGUUACCUUGA